AUGGCGGUAGUGUCCCUAGCGGCAUGCCUAGCCUCCAGAGCAACGGACGCCCGCAACAACAGGUCUCCGCCCAAGAAGCACAGACGCAUCCUGGACCUGCCGAUGGCGUGGGCACGGGCCCGGAGACGCGACCCUUCCCUGUCUCCGGUCAUCUUCGACACGAUGCCCUACUCCAGGCCAAGCGAGUGCUGUCCCUCGGUCACCGAAGCCAUCCAACCGCUAGGCGGCGUCUCCAUCACCGGCCGAAUCCUGGAGCUGUACCGGGAAGACAACGCCACGCAACGCUUCUACCAGACCUCUUGCAGGGACCACGUCAGGGGAAGGCCCUGCCGGUUCAUGCGCUCAAAGUACGAGCCCCACUCCCGCUGCGUCCAGACCUACAGCUACAUGUACGCCCUGGUCCGAGAGUUCCAGUCGGACGCGCCAUGGAGACUGGAUUACAUCCGAUACCGGAACGGCUGCACCUGCCAGAUACAACGGCCCAGGACCUACAAAAAAAGAAAAAAAAGGAAGACGCAGCCCCGCUGUCAACGGCUAAACCAGGGCCUCGAAACUCGUCCAACACAAAAAAGUUCGAUCGAUAUUCGGAUACUGCCGCGAGCCACCCUCCUCGGCAACGUGCACGCGGUAAGAUCAAGACAGUAUGCAACCCCGACGGACAACAAACCCGACUGA
Molecule: messenger RNA, 675 nt
Organism: Ixodes scapularis (black-legged tick)
Lineage: Eukaryota; Metazoa; Arthropoda; Arachnida; Ixodida; Ixodidae
Exons: 5
Coding region: 1-675 (224 amino acids)
Biological process (GO): innate immune response; central nervous system formation; regulation of Toll signaling pathway
Cellular component (GO): extracellular region
Molecular function (GO): Toll binding; growth factor activity
Source: RefSeq, a predicted model, not a curated record